CUUCGCUUUGUCGAGCAAUAUCUUAUCUAUCGGCAAAAAUAGAAUUAUUUAAUGUCUAGUACAAAAAAAUAUUCGAAGAGCAUGAUAUAAUUUGUGACAAUUAGUGUUUACGUGCCAAUUGAUGAACUCACAUUCCAAUAUUGCUCCAUUCCAAAUUUAAUUCCAGACCUAAAAAUAAAAAUUUUUCAUAAUUUAUGCCGAUUGAAGUCAUUCGAGGAGAAACGGAAGUUAAUUUACCUUUUUGAGACGCAGAAGCAGCGGUGUGUGAGAAAUUUUUGUGAUUUAAUUGCUGUGAUAAAGCAAGCGGUGACCGACCGAAACUCUUACUUACAUCACCAAACUUGUUCUGACAAGAAAAUCAUAUUUUGGAUCUAACCUGUUGCUCGUACAGCGCUCGGUCAUAUGGUAACGACGACACCGAAGUAUGACAUAAUUCUCAAAUUUGUAUAAAAUUACUUCUCAUCGUGUGCAUUGUUUGCUUCGCUUGUUCACAUCGUAGCCGUGUCAUAAUUUUGUACGUCAAGUCAUGUCGUUCUCAAUGAACAAAUUAAAAAAUUUGCUGCCCACAAAGACGAGUUACAGCAAUUUUGCGGCGUCAAAUGCACGUAAAGGUGAAACGAAUGAAAAAUUGGAGCCAGAAGUGGGUUUUAAAUUGGCGCUUGAUUCGGGAAAAGCUAAAAAUUCCAAAGAAAAGGAUCGACCACCGGAAUUGGUGGUGACUCUCAUCGGAGCGAGACAUCUUCCGACCAGUUUUGGGCUCAAAAGUGUCAAAGGAUACGUGGUUAAGGUGAAACUUUUUCCUGGAUCGGUGAAAUUCGAGUCGAGUAUUCAGACAGCUUCGUGGCCAAAGUUCAAUGACACUUUUCGAUUUCCCAUGGGACCGUCUUUGAAGUCAUCAAUGAAGCAGAAAAAACAUACCGUGAAUAAUCCGGACCAACCACUUCCUGAACGUCUCUUCAACGGACAUUUUAUCGUUUUUACGGUUUUUGCUUUGUUGGAACUUCCUCCUGGCGCUCAGAGCAAAAUACAAGAAGCCUAUUCGGAGUUCAAACGUCAAGGCAGCUUGCUCCUAAAACAACGUCCUGCUUCUUUAAUGAAAGGAAACAGUGUCACGGAAGAACCGAAAAACGACGGAAAAGCAAAAGUUGAUAAAACAGAAGAAAUUCCUAAAGAAAAAAUUCUCACAGCAAGCGAAAGUCAAAGAAACAUCGGAUCCGUGACAUGGGCCGUCGAUCCCAAAAUGUUCUUCGAAGAGGCAAAAGCCGAUCAUUAUAUCACCGAAGAAAUGUGGAAAGCCAUCAAGGAAAUUACGAUCAAUCAUGUUUCGGAAUCCAGAGUUUCUGUUCAAUCGAGUGCCAAAGGACAGCUGGAACUCAUUUUAGAACUUGCGGAAUGUGAGCCACCACCAACUCCGACCUCGCCUCAAGGUGAUUCGCAUCCCGGAAAUCCCUUUGAUGAGCCCGAAACGCCCAAAACACCCUCAGAUACUCGCAAAUUCAGCUUCAAAGGCGUCAAAAGCCUCAUGAAACUCAAUAAAAAGCCAAAAAAUCGCGCCUUGUGUCUCCGAGUUGUCACUUCACGCAUGCGGUGUUCCAUCAAAGCCAAGGAGGAGUUCGAGAAAAGUGCUUCUGACAUGUACAUCAAAACAUCAGUAUUUAAACAUGACACGCCAUUAAAAGCAUGGAAAUCCGAAAAUUUUGCUCCAACACUAUCGAGUCGUUGGGAUCCGAGUGAGGCGACAAUUUCCAUUCCAUUGUGUGACGAAAGUGAUUUGGAGAGCAUCAAUAUUAGGAUCUCAGUUGCGACCAAAAAUAAAAUGGGAAAGAAAUUGGUGUUUGGAGAAAUUAACUUGGGACCGAAGGCGACGGGAACGUUACUUGAGCACUGGGGAAAUAUGAUCAGUGGAAGGGGCGCUCCAGUGUCAAUGUGGCAUAAUUUUCAAUAAAAUUUAAAAAAGAAAUUUUGCGAAACAAACAAAGUGAUUAAA
Molecule: messenger RNA, 1987 nt
Organism: Culicoides brevitarsis
Lineage: Eukaryota; Metazoa; Arthropoda; Insecta; Diptera; Ceratopogonidae
Exons: 5
Coding region: 527-1945 (472 amino acids)
Biological process (GO): regulation of dopamine secretion; calcium-ion regulated exocytosis; regulation of calcium ion-dependent exocytosis
Cellular component (GO): plasma membrane; exocytic vesicle
Molecular function (GO): phosphatidylserine binding; calcium-dependent phospholipid binding; clathrin binding
Source: RefSeq, a predicted model, not a curated record